CUAGCUACCCCUAGCACAAGUUUUCAGCUGUGAUCACGUAGUCAAGGGAAAAUAGUUGACGAAGGGAAGGAGCUAGCUAGAGCUAGCCACCGGCGCCAUGGAGCUGGGGCUUGCGCCGCCCAACCACGCGGUCUCGUCCGGGAAGAGGGGCGUGGCGGAGGCGUUCGGUGUCAACAAGCCCACGCUGCCACUCUUCGUGCGAGACGACGACGACGACGACGGUGACCACGGCAACGGCGAAGACGGCACUGGCGACCCUCGCGACUGGGAGAUGGGCAACAAGAGGAAGAGGCUGGUGGGGUGGCCGCCGGUGAAGAUCGGGCACCGCCCGCGCAGCAACGGCCACGUGAAGGUGAAGAUGGAAGGGGUGCCCAUCGGGAGGAAGGUGGACCUGUCCCGCCACGCCUCCUACCACCAGCUCCACCACACGCUCCGCCUCAUGUUCCCCUCCACUCACCAAGAUGAUCCAUGCACCGUCACCUACGAGGACGGCGACGGGGACUGGAUGCUCGUCGGAGACGUGCCGUGGGAGGAGUUUAGCAAGUUGGCCAAACGUCUCAGGAUACUCAUGUGACCGACUACACCUGCCACUGCUAGUUGAGUUUGGGCGUCAUGAUCUGCACCGGCGUCUGUGUCUAGUUAAUUAGCUUACUGAAUAAUGUUAGUACAAUGUUUUUCUUUUUGCGAGGGAAUGUUAGUACAAUGUUGUGGUCACGUCAACAAGUAUGGGACUUUCUGACUUUAUUUCUCUUGUC
Molecule: messenger RNA, 755 nt
Organism: Triticum aestivum (bread wheat)
Lineage: Eukaryota; Viridiplantae; Streptophyta; Magnoliopsida; Poales; Poaceae
Product: auxin-responsive protein IAA20
Exons: 3
Coding region: 98-574 (158 amino acids)
Biological process (GO): regulation of DNA-templated transcription
Cellular component (GO): nucleus
Source: RefSeq, a predicted model, not a curated record